Messenger RNA from Hansenula anomala, 1209 nucleotides. It is a transcript of the gene LEM3, whose product is annotated as Lem3p. Bases 1 to 1209 code for a protein of 402 amino acids. Lineage: Eukaryota; Fungi; Ascomycota; Saccharomycetes; Phaffomycetales; Wickerhamomycetaceae. Gene Ontology annotation, cellular component: plasma membrane; endoplasmic reticulum; Golgi apparatus. The transcript has a single exon. The record is from RefSeq and is a predicted model, not a curated record.
AUGGCCUUGAAAUCCAGAAACCUGUUCCAUAGAAACAAAAAAACGGUGGAUCAACAUCAGGAUUCUGAUACCGAUUCCGUGAGUGAGGAUGAAGCUCCAGUUAUCAAGAAGGAAAAAUCAAGAAGACCAAAGGAAAACAACUUUACACAACAAAAGCUAAAAGCCAUACAUCCUAUAAUAACGCCUAAAUAUGUUAUCCCUCUGUUUCUACUGCUAGCUGUGCUAUUUAUUCCUUUAGGUGCUGGUAUGCUGUACGGGGCAUAUAAAGUUGAGGAUUUAACUAUUGAUUAUACAACUUGUGCAAAUGCUUCAGAUUCUUACACUGAUAUGCCAAGGGAAAAAUAUGAAUUCAAUUUCAAAAACAAUAUUACAAUAACUCCAAAAUGGAGAUAUAGUUUGAAUGAAACUGAAACCGAUCCAGUGGAACAAGGUUUAUGUCAUAUCCAAUUUCAAAUCCCAAAUGAUAUUGGUCCAGCUGUUUUCCUGUUGUACAAAAUCAAGAAUUUCUAUGCAAACCAUCGUCGUUUUGCUAAAUCGUAUAGUGAAGACCAGUUAAAUGGUAAAGAUGCCUCAUUAAACCUUAUCAAAAACACUGUUGGUCAAAAUUGUGAGCCUUUAAGUGAAAAUAGUGAAGGUAAAAGAUAUUAUCCAUGUGGGUUGAUUGCAAACUCUUUAUUCAAUGACACUUAUAGUGGAUUAACUGCUGUUAAUUCUACAUCUGAUGAUUACACAAUGACAAACAAGGGUAUUGCUUGGAGUACCAACAAGAAUAGAUUUAAAAAGACUAAAUAUAAUGCAUCAGAUGUUGCACCACCACCAAACUGGGCUAAAAUGUAUCCAGAUGGUUAUACAGAAGAUAAUAUUCCUGAUAUUUCAACCUGGUCUGAAUUCCAAAACUGGAUGCAAACACCAGGCUUAUCAACAUUCAGUAAAUUGGCUUUAAGAAAUGAUGAUGAUGUCUUAAAAGCUGGUACUUAUGAAGUUGUUGUCGGUUUACAUUGGCCAGUCACUGAAUUCAACGGUAACAAAUCAGUCUACCUGACUACAAGAUCAGUCAUUGGUGGUCGUAAUCCAUUCUUGGGUAUUGCAUGGAUUGUUGCUGGUGGUAUUUGUCUUGUUUUGAGUAUUGUUUUCUUGAUUAUAAAUUUGGUUGUUCCUCGUAAAAUGGGUGAUAUUUCACUAUUAAGUUGGAACCAACAGCACGAAUAA